Molecule: messenger RNA, 1793 nt
Organism: Merops nubicus (carmine bee-eater)
Lineage: Eukaryota; Metazoa; Chordata; Aves; Coraciiformes; Meropidae
Gene: CFAP52
Product: WD repeat domain 16
Exons: 13
Biological process (GO): cilium assembly
Molecular function (GO): protein binding
Source: RefSeq, a predicted model, not a curated record
GACACGUGCCCUGUGGCCUCAUCUGCCACCCUGAUAAGGAGCACGUGCUCUAUCCCCUGGGUUGUACCGUGGUCAUUCAGGAGCUGGACAGUAAGAAGCAGGCUUUCUUGCAUGGCCACACCAACAAUGUCUCCUGUGUUGUCCUGUCCAGGGACGGGGUGUUCGUGGCUUCGGGAGAAGUCACUUCCAUGAGCUUCAAGGCAGACAUCAUCCUGUGGGAUUUCCAGGGGAAGGAGCUGCUUACUCGGCUGUCCCUUCACAAGGGUCGGGUCGCAGGACUCGCGUUUUCUCCCCACAACCUGUACCUCGUGUCGCUGGGAGGCCAGGAUGAUGGCAGCGUGGCGGUGUGGGACGUGGCCCAGCGCCAGGCUGUCUGCGGGAGCCCGGCCUCGCCACGCAGCGCCGGCUACACCGCCCUGCUGGCCUGCUCCGCCCACAGGGACGAGCUCUUUGUCACCGCCGGCAGCGGGACCAUCCGCAUGUGGGAACUGGAUCUGGCAAAAAGGAAAAUCCACCCGACCGAAUGCCAGACAGGGAAACUGAAGAGAGUCUUCACCUGCAUUAAGAUGACAGAUGAUGGUAAUGAUUUUUAUGUUGGCACAUCAAGUGGUGAUGUUCUGAAACUGAAUAUGAACACCAAGCUGAUGACUGGCUAUGGGCCCCAGAAGGAGAAUUUUGCCUUGGGAGUCACAGCUUUGCUUCUGCUGAAGACAGGAGAUUUAAUAGUAGGCAGUGGAAAAGGGAUUGUAGCUCUCUGUAAAGGCUCCAACUACAAAGUAAUGAAGAGUAUUCAAGUCCAAGGUGCUGUCACUUCCCUGACGCACAGAGGUCAGGGGCACCAGUUCUUUGUGGGGACAAACAAUGUCCAGAUUUAUCGUGUGCUCCACGCUGACUUCAGAGGGGGGCUGGUUGCUGCCUGCCACAACGAAGCCGUCCACGACAUCGUUUUUCCUGUGGGAAUUUCUGACUUGUUUGUUACCUGCUCCAAAAAUGAUAUUCGUGUGUGGCACACCCCAGAGAACAAGGAGCUCCUGCGGAUCGACAUGCCCAACUUGACCUGCCAUGCCGUAGAGGUCAUGAGGGAUGGCAAGAGCAUCAUCUCAGCAUGGGAUGACGGGAGGAUCCGUGCCUUCCUGCCGGAGUCCGGCCGGCCGCUCUACGUGAUCCAGCACGCCCACAGCCUGGGCGUGACGGCCAUUGCUGCCACCAGCGACUGCCGGCGCAUCCUCAGUGGAGGGGGCGAGGGGCAGGUGAGAGUCUGGGAGAUUAGUGAGAAGACUCAGAAACUGCAGGAAGUCCUGAAGGAGCACGUGUCUGCUGUGUCCUGCAUUAAGAUUAAGAAGGAUGACCAAGAGUGUGUUACAGCCAGCCUUGAUGGAAUGUGCAUCAUCUGGGACAUUGUGCGUUUUGUGAGAAAACAAAUGAUGCUAGCCAACACGUUGUUCAAAUGUGUGUGUUACCACCCUGAGGAGUACCAGGUGAUCACCGGUGGAACGGACAGAAAGAUUGGCUACUGGGAAGUAUUUGAUGGCUCUACAAUCAGAGAAGUGGAAGGGUCUGCAUCAGGAUCCAUCAAUGGGAUGGACAUCACAUCUGAUGGGGCAUACUUUGUCACAGGUGGUGACGACCAUCUGGUGAAACUCUGGGACUACAACGAGGGUGCCGUGACUCACGUCGGAGUGGGACACAGCGGCAGCAUCACCCGCCUGAAGAUCUGCCCUGGGAACAAGUACAUUGUGAGUGUGAGUGCGGAUGGUGCCAUCCUGAUCUGGAGAUACCCAGGCGGGCAGUAG